This is a messenger RNA of Cornus florida, 1480 nucleotides long. RefSeq names its product omega-amidase, chloroplastic-like. Gene Ontology annotation, biological process: oxaloacetate metabolic process; L-glutamine metabolic process. The coding region runs from base 16 to 1269 and encodes 417 amino acids. NCBI's taxonomy places the organism in Eukaryota, Viridiplantae, Streptophyta, Magnoliopsida, Cornales, Cornaceae. The transcript has 10 exons. Gene Ontology annotation, cellular component: mitochondrion. Gene Ontology annotation, molecular function: omega-amidase activity. The record is from RefSeq and is a predicted model, not a curated record.
UUUUAUUUAUUUAAAAUGGUGAAAAAUUCAGAUUCCUACCAUAAUUUACUUUCAAAUAGAAUCGUUGACUUAAAGUGGUUGCCACAUGAGAAUUUUACUUGUCUAGCAAAGGAAAGGGAAAUGAAAGCUGCACCAACAGUAGUAGCAUUCCUGUCUUCUUCUUCAGCCCUACAUUUAUCUUUACCUUACUCGGGGAAUCUCAAUUCCUUCUUCCAAUCCUCUGCAUCUCGCUGCAUCCUCCGCCAUACACCACCAAUCUUCCGCCGUUCAAACAAUUACCGCACCCAUCAUCAUAUUACCAAACAAUUAAUCCGUACAGCAACCACCACCGCUUCUGCUUCGUCAAUGGCCUCUUCUUUCAAACCCGACCAAGCUAGGGUUCCUCCUGCCCUCCAAUUGCCCACCCCUCAAAUCACCAAGUUCAAGAUCGCACUGUGCCAAUUGUCGGUGACGGCGGACAAGGAGAGGAAUAUAGUUCAUGCUCGCACUGCCAUUGAGGAAGCUGCAGAAAAGGGUGCCAAGCUUGUUCUGUUGCCUGAAAUAUGGAAUUCUCCAUAUUCAAAUGAUAGCUUCCCAGUUUAUGCUGAGGACAUUGAUGCUGGUGGAGAUGCAUCUCCUUCGACUGCCAUGCUGUCUGAAGUUGCUCGUCUUCUGAAGGUCACAAUAGUUGGUGGCUCUAUACCAGAACGCUGUGGGGAAAGGUUGUACAAUACUUGUUGUGUCUUUGGAACUGACGGAAAGCUGAAAGCUAAACAUAGGAAGAUACACCUUUUUGAUAUUGAUAUUCCAGGGAAGAUUUCAUUUAAAGAAUCAAAGACACUUACAGCAGGAGAGACUCCUACAAUUGUGGACACAGAGGUUGGGCGUAUUGGUAUAGGUAUCUGUUAUGACAUUCGAUUUCAGGAACUUGCGAUGUUAUAUGCAGCCAGAGGUGCUCACUUGCUAUGCUAUCCUGGGGCAUUUAACAUGACAACUGGACCAUUGCAUUGGGAGUUAUUGCAGAAGGCAAGGGCUGUAGAUAAUCAGUUAUUCUUUGCAACUUGUUCACCUGCUCGGGAUCCUGGUGCUGGUUACGUGGCUUGGGGCCAUUCCACACUUUUGGGACCUUUUGGAGAAGUAUUAGCUACCACAGAACAUGAUGAGGCGAUAGUCAUAUCGGAGAUUGAUUAUUCACAAAUUGAGCUCAGGAGGACAAACCUUCCAUUAGAGAAGCAACGACGAGGUGAUCUUUAUCAGCUGGUAGAUGUUCAGAGGCUGAAUUCUGAAUGAAUUGAGUGAAGAAAGCUUGAAGAAUAAAAUAUGAUGGAGGUAGGAAAUCUAACCUUCCUCUUAAUUCAGGUUGUAUUAUAAAGAUACAGAUAUGAGUAAAAUGGUCAACACUGGUUGGAAGUGAAUGUUAUCGUACUCCAUUUCAUGUAAAAUCUGCACUAUUUGAGUUAGAUAAUAGCACUCAUAAACCUGCAUCAAUCUUUUGAACUAA